AUGGCCUCCGGCUCGUCGAGCUCCCGCAAAUCGUUGCCCGCACCUGAUGGCGUCUCUCUGCUGCUCUCCCACUUGGUGCCUGACGGUGGCGGUGGCGAGAAGACGAGGGUGGCCGAGGACAAGACCCAGAGCGCCCGGACCUCCUCCCUGCUUGCCCCCUUGUCGCAGGGCGGCUACAUUGACAUUGUCACCAUCACGCAUGCCGAGCGGAUGGAUACGGUGUUCCCCGCCUGGCUGCGACUGGCCUACCGCGGCGGCGGCGAGCUGUACACCCCGUGGGACCUGAACAUGCCCGCGUCGAUCCCGAGGCGCCCGGUGGCGCACUAUCGCGGUGAUCCUCCGAUUACCGUCCACGGCGCCACCACCGCCGGGCUGCUGGGAUGCGGGCUGAGAAAAUCGAUCGUGGUGGUGGGCAACCCGGGCGCGAUCAUCUACUCGCGUGGCCAGGGCCCGCGCGCCGCCGAGAAGCUGUGGAAGCUGUGCGAAGGCGUCGAGCCCCUCUCCGUCCACGCCAUCCGUGUCGGCAACAACAAAGUGCUCGAAGGCCAGCUGAGGCUGCUCCCGUUGACGCCCACCGUCUUCAAGGCGCGCGAGGUCGAGCGCCUCGCCAAGAAGGCCAAGGAU
Molecule: messenger RNA, 624 nt
Organism: Mesorhabditis spiculigera
Lineage: Eukaryota; Metazoa; Nematoda; Chromadorea; Rhabditida; Rhabditidae
Source: the annotation of a GenBank genome assembly